ACAUGGCGCCCCUCCGCUGGUGAACGACGGCGAGCUGCCUCCCCUCCCGUGGUCUCCGUGAAGUCGUUCCAGUUGGCUGUUUCGUUGAAAAGGGGGCGGCGGCCGCAGGGUGAGGGUCUUGUGAGCAGUUUGUAGCCGGCGAUGGCGGCCGGGAUGGACGAGGAGAGCCUGCAGGACCUGUACGCUUGGGUGGACACCAUCCAUCUGUCCAGGGCCAAGCGCAACAUCUCCAGGGACUUCAGUGAUGGAGUUUUAAUUGCUGAAGUGGUCAAGUUUCAUUUCCCCAAGCUGGUUGAGAUGCACAACUAUACACCAGCCAAUUCAACACAGCAGAAACUGAACAACUGGGCUCAUCUGAACAGGAAGGUUUUCAGUAGACUGAACUUCUACGUUCCCGAUGACGUAGUUCGUAAGGUUGCCCAGUGUUCUCCAGGCGUUGUGGAGCUCGUGCUGAGUACAUUACGGCUCAAGAUCGAGGAGAAGCUACAACAGAAAAAGAAUAAGCUGGCUUUAUCACCACAGGACCUUGAGUAUUAUAACACAGCAGUGGAGCAAGACUCAGGUCAGUUUCCAACAUCACCACGGUCUAAGGACUACACUAUAAGGGACCAUCAUUAUAUUCAACUACAAGCUGACCACCCAGCAUCAAGCUCAGAUACAAGAAUGCCAACUUUCAAAGGGAACAACAAUUCAGACAACAUGAGGAAAAGGUUAUCAAUCCAAUUGAUUGGUUGUCCAAUAAAGGCACCUGGAUGUGCACAGAAAAGUCAACUUAGCCCAGAGAUCCGCAUCUUGAUGGAGGAGAAGGAACAGGCACUGCUGGCCUUUCAGGAAACUGUUCAGAUACUUCAGGUGAAAGUUCGCCGACUUGAGCAUCUUCUGUACCUGAAAAACGUUCGAAUCGAUGACCUUACACGACGUGUGCAACAAGCUGAACACAGAUAAAAGUACCUUUACAUUCUCCUCCCAUCUCAGCCAUGACAACCCUCUUUAAAGCUAUUACAGAUCAGUGUUUUAAAGAAUAAGGAUAACAAAAGUCGAUAAUAUUUUCCAGCAUAACUGAAAAUGUGUAGCAGCUAUUGAGUAUAAUGAAUAUGGCAACAGCUAUUUAAUUCAGGCACUGCAGCCAUAUCCGAACCUAUUCUUGCCUGACUUUGACAUUAAUGCACCCUAUGAUUAAACUGCGAGGUUGUGACAACCAUUUUCCCAUGUCUAAUCCACUACGCUGAAGCUUUUUAUAGAAUCCUUACUUUAACAAUUCA
This is a messenger RNA of Chiloscyllium plagiosum (whitespotted bambooshark), 1262 nucleotides long. The record is from RefSeq and is a predicted model, not a curated record. Lineage: Eukaryota; Metazoa; Chordata; Chondrichthyes; Orectolobiformes; Hemiscylliidae.